Molecule: messenger RNA, 5295 nt
Organism: Lolium perenne
Lineage: Eukaryota; Viridiplantae; Streptophyta; Magnoliopsida; Poales; Poaceae
Product: putative pentatricopeptide repeat-containing protein At1g10330
Biological process (GO): RNA modification
Molecular function (GO): protein binding; RNA binding
Source: RefSeq, a predicted model, not a curated record
ACUUGCACGCUGCCGGGCUGCCGGCAGUAGCCGUCGUCCCCCAAGCCAAUCGUCCUACGCCGGCGAACACCGGACUAUCUUCGCCGUCCUACGCCGCCGGCGGGCUACCCGUAGCAUAUGUGGAGAGGCUCCCCAUACUCGUACGCCCACCUGGAGCGCCUCCUCCAGAAUCACUUCUCGGCUCCUCGCUGCCUCUUCCAGGUCCACGCCCUCCUCCUUACCUCCGGCGCGCUGUCCGCCUCCCACGCCUCCGCCGCCGCCGCGUUCCCCUACAACUGCCUAAUCCACGCCCACCUCCGCCUCCCCGCCACCUCCUCUACCCCGCUAUGCGCCCCGCUCCGCCUCUUCUCGGCCAUGCUCGCCGCCGGCGCGCGCCCCAACGGCCACACGUUCCCAUCCCUCCUCAGGUCCGCCUCCGCCUCCGGCGCAGCCACCACGGCUCUGCACGCGCAGUGCCUCCGCCGCGGGCUCACGACCGAUCGCUUCGUCGCCUGCUCGCUCGUCAGCUCCUACGGCCGAGCCGGCCGUCUGCCGCAUGACGCACGCAAAGUGUUUGAAGAAAUGGGGAGCCCGGACCUGGCCUCCGCUAACUCCAUGCUUGAUGUGCUGUGCAUCGCCGGGGACCUGCCCUCGGCUAGGGAAUUCUUUGAGCGGAUGGCGGAGAGGGACGUGGUGUCGUGGACGACGCUCAUCUCCGGGUUAUCGAGGAACGGGUGCCACUGGGACGCUGUCGAGGCCUUCAGAGGACUGCUAGCGGACAACAACAGCAACAGGGCACGUCUCGGGGAGGCCACGCUGGUCAGCGUGCUCUCAGCCUGUGCUAGCUUGGACGGCGCCGAGGGGCUCGCGGCCGGGAUGUCUGUUCACGCCUACGUUGUUCGGCAUGGGGUUCACCUCACAGCUUUCUUGGGCACGGCGUUGAUUAACGUGUAUGGCAAGUACGGGAAGCUUGGCUGUUGCAAGACGGCUUUUCAGCUUGUGUGCGAUAAGGAGGUCUGUACGUGGAACGCGCUGCUAUCUGCGUUGGCUAACCAUGGGAAAGAGGCUCAAGCACUGGUUAGUUUUAACAUGAUGCUAGUCGGAGGGUUCUUGCCGAAUCACAUCACAUUUCUUGCUCUACUGACAGGCUGCGCUCGAGCGGGGUUGGUGGAGGUUGGGUUAUACUGGUUCGAGGCGAUGAUGGCUGAGUACCAGGUGGCUCCGACGAUGGCCCAUUAUGGGUGUGUUGUGGAUCUCCUAGGCCGCGCUGGACGUUUUAUGGAUGCCGUUAAGACUAUUGAGAGGAUGCCCUUCAUGCCUGAUGCUUCUGUGUGGGGCGCGCUUCUUGGUGCUAGCAAGCUCCAUGGAAACGUAGAGCUCGUUGCUGAGAUUGGGCGCAAACUGGUGGAUCUUGGCCCUCGGCAAUCCGAUCGGUAUGUGACUAUUAGGAAUAUUUAUCUAGAAGAUGGGAACUGGCAUGCUGCUACGAGAAUGGGUGAGGUCAUGCAUGAGGCUGGGAUCAAGAAGACGGCAGGGCAAAGUAGUGUUGUCUUCCACAGCACCGCCAUUCCAUGACUACACUUUUUUUGAUGCAAAUAUUGCUCUUCUGGUACUACCAGUUGUUUCUGAUGUCUCGCCCCUCUGGAGGAAGAAAAUAAUCCAUAAGAGUAAUCAUGCUCAAGCUCAUAACAAUUAUUUGACGCACUGAAGAAUCAGACUUUUUAUUCAGUGAAUCGGGUGCUUGAAAGCUCAAGUUACUCUGCUCCACCAUUGGUAUAAUCACUCUCAACAAUUUUAGGUACAUGUGGCCAAUAACUAGACGCCAAAUUGAAACUGUAAAUAGUUUGUGUGUCCUACAUGGCACUUGACCCACCCUAGGCGCACCUAACCCAUCACAACUGAAUCUCACCAAGAGAAAUUAAUGGUGGCGUGUCAGGUGCUAUGUAGGAAACGCCAGCAAUUUAGUACCUGCGAUUUGGUGCUGAGUCAUCAAUCGCAUGUACCAGGCAUGUUGGUCCAACUUGUCACAAUAGAGAGGAAAUCAUAAAUAUGGUAAAAUGUGAGACACUGAUAACCAAGGGAUAAAAUGAGGCAAGACAUUUUAAAUGGAUUAAAACCUGUUACCAGUGUAGAAUUAAUGGGUAAAAGGUUUACCUCACCCUUUUUUUUAAUUAUUAUUCUGUUUAGAGUUACAUCAACUGUUCAAGAUAGAUUCUUUGUAAUGGCCUGUAUAAUCAGAAACAUGAAAAUUCUAUCAACCAUUGGCUGUAUUUUCAAUUUCCAUUUACCAUAAAGUUCCGAAAUGAGAUCAAUACUGCUCGUCCAGUGCCAUGCUGGUGCUUAGUUUCUCUUCGGCAUCUUGUAUGUUAGUAUAAAUUCAGAAUUGCAUAUCUAGAUUGCACCGUUUUUAUAUGACAGUGGUAGAUGUGCCAGAUUUGUGUUGCAUUUGAAAAUACAUUAUAUGUGCUAUUAGCCUGCAGUCUUUCAGAGUCCCAGUUUGUAGGGUUUCGUCUAUUCCUUUUGAGCUCACUUAUCGAAUUCCUUGUUCUGGAUUGCCUUGGUCUUUUGCUGCCAUAUUUUUUUGCCUUGAUUUUCUCAAAUGUGUAGUCCUUUGCCUUCAUCUCCUGCUGUUGCAUAUGUCAUGUCUUGACUUUCUCAAAUGUAUAAUAUUUUAACAAUUUUUGAGCAGUUGCAUGAGCAUCAGUGCAAGUUUAAAACACAUCCAUCAAUGUAAAAAAUAAAUUGACUGAAGACUUGUUUGAUCCUAGAGUUUAGAAUGCUUCCAAAUUGAAGUCCCUACUUAAAACCUUGGCAGAUUUUUAAAAUUAUAUGCACUGUAUGCUUAUAAUAUGAGUUUGUACUGUCAGACUGUCACACAAUGUGGCUAGCUAUGUCAGUAAUGCCACAUUGUUAUAAUAACCUUCCAAUAUUGGGUGUGGCUGGUGCUUGAAUUGAAAAUGACAAAUCUCAAGGCAAGAUUAUUUUAAGAUUAUGUGUGCCCCUUGGCAAAGUGGUGUUUUGGGCAGUUUAAAGUAACGCAGUUAUUUAAACAGGCUGCAUUUGAGCAUUGGAAGAUUAGUGCUACCGGCACUGUGUUUUAAAAUUAUGGCACUUAUGUACUUCAAAGCAUGACUGCUUGUAUUAUUGUUCUUAUUUUUUCCAACAAGGUAUUUACAUCUCCUCAGCUUUGUAAGGCUAGACUUUGAUAAUACUAUGAUUCACGAUCAACGGAAAAUGGAACUAACAUUUCUGUCACAAGUUAGCCAUUCACCUCUCAACAUUGUGGUUUAUGCAAUGUGGUAUAGUUAAUUGUAGAGAUAAUUAUAUGGGAGUGUGGUUUAAUAUUGUCAUAAUUUCGUAAGACAUAUUUCUACACUACCUGAGCAUUGAAAUAAAAAAUCCAAAUUAUGCAAUAUUCGUAAUCGAGAAAUAAAAAAUAGUCAUGGUAAUAUCCGAAUCCGAACAAUCAUUAAAAUGAAUGUGGUAAAUAUCUAGUAGAUUUUUUAUAAAUACAAAAAAAUGUGGUAUUAGAUUUUGAACCAAAUGUAGAUAUGGAAAUGGAUAUAUAUGUAUCCAAAUAAAAUCAUGUAGCCUAUUUAGAUAAUUAUAUCCCGGUAUGCCAAUUAUUCAACCAAAAAUACUAACAUAGUGGUCAAAUUUAUAUUUUACUAUGAUUCAACAUGAAACUAUUGUGUAUUAUAUCAUUUCAUAUAUAAUUGACUCAAGACUAUUAUUUUGUUGUCCUUAUCAUUCCAUAUUGAUAAAACAUCCGAUCCAUGUUCAUAUUCGAGCAACAUUCACCCACAUUCGUAUUCGACAACAUCCAUAUCUGUUUUUUAAAAUAUGAAACUGAAUAUGAGAAGGGAACUAUCUGAUCCGUUUCCACGUCCAACAGGGAGGCAUGCCAGUGAGGGGGCAGUAAGCCAGUCUUAGGCCUCGUUUACUUCUCUGGUUUUUGCUGGGUUUGGCGAGUUUUUUCCCGGCCCACCCCACAAUCCCCAAAGUUCCCGGAAAGGCCGUUUACCUCUCUUGUAUUUUCGAGUUUAAUCCCGGCCCAUCCCGGAACUUCCACCCGCAGGCCGCUCCCAACUCGUGUAUUCUCACACACGAGCCCUACCUCGUGUAUCAUCGAGGAACGAAGCUCCCAGCUCGUGCAUGUCAAGGACGGAGGCGGAAGGGACCAAGGGCGACGGCGCGGACGCCGACCUGGGAACGCCGCCAACCGACUCCUCCUCUGGCUACGCCGUGGACUUCUCUCUGGUGAUUUACCAUGCCAUCUCAUUCCCUCCCCUCCCUUAGACCCCGGCGUCCGCCUCAGGUCUGGUUGAGUACUCGAUCUGGUUCUUCGGAGGCUGGGUAGAGGAGAGAGGUACCAGAGACAAAUGGCAGGGUGGAGGUGGAACGGAGGGACCUGGGUCGGCCAAGCUCCUGGCUGGAGCAGCACGAGAUCCCGUGGCCAAUAUCUAAACUGCCUAAGUUGCCAUGUCGAUUUCCAGAUGCAAACUUGAUUGAUCAAAGCUUAGUUUACAAGAUUUGUUAGUAUGAGUGUAACUAAUUAUUUGUUUGAACUGAGUGAAGUGUGCAAAUAGAAAGAACUAAACUGGGGAGUACUGACUUGGGAGUUUAGCUGCUGGUAUACAAAUGACUAGUAAGUGCUGUGAUUUGUUCAUGUAGAACUCUAUAUUUGACAUUCAUAAAUAAAGCUACUGAUCCACAUUUGCAGAUUUGUUCACAUGAAUGCUAUUUUCUUGUUUGCAACAACAAAUACCGAAUGCUCUGCUCAGCUUUGCAAGAACUACUUUUAUGCUUUAGUUUUUGUUUUGGCUAAUGUUGCUAUUGGAUUAUCUUGCUAUACUUUCGAACUUAAACUGUGCUACUUGUUCCUAUUGUAAACACAGAGCAACCUUGGUCUAUAUUGUUCCUAUUGUAAACAAAGAGCAACCUUUAUCUAUAUUGUUCCUUAAGCAAGCUAAGAGCAACCUUGAUCUAUAUUGGGUGCACCAAUACUGCUCAUUCUUCCCAUGUUUCUGGCUCUCCAUCUCCAUCAUUUCAGAACUGAAUCAAGCUCUGCUGAUGGGCAGCUUGUCCCCAAAUCCAAAAUGUGCGAUGACCUGACUCUUCAAAAUGAUUCAACUGGUUCAAAUACUGAGGGGUAUUUCUCACAUUCUGUUUAGUGAAACAAGUAUUUUCUUACUUGUAGUUCUGGUUCGCGUACAAUUGCAGCUGGCAGAAUGAUGUAACUGUAGUUUCUGAACCAGAGGAAUUUGCACACAGGUUUCUGCAGUGUGCCAAAACAAGCUUUUGCAUCUCCUCUUA